UUGUAUUCGGCGCGUCGGCGCGCUCGCGCAACAGAUUUUGUUAAUAAUAAAAUUUAUCGCUUAUUCUAUUUUGUUGGCAUCGGGCUCGACAUUCCACGCACUAUUCCUCUUGAAAAAUGGCUGAAGCCGCCUCGUGUGUGACGACAGCGAUUCAGAGGAGAGUAGCCAUGCUACCCUUUUUAAUGCAGAUGUUUCCAGGAAAGAAAAUGUAGCAUCCAGUCCUGACAGUCUAGACCUACCAGACCCAGCUUAUGAUGCAGAAGAGGAUGACCUACCAAAAUUGGUAAAACGCAAGUUAAAGAAAACAGGAGUGAAAGAGAGUCCUAACGAAAAAAAAUGGAAAGAAAAAACUGGAGGAGAAUUUGUUGGGAGUGCAAAAAGGAUCAUUUGUCUGGAUGAAGAGGAUGAUGUCAGAGAGUUUUCGGAGGAAACAGCAGAAACUGAAGUUGAGACCAUUAGUUUUGAUGAACAUGAAAAAGAGCAAACUGUUGGAGAGUUUUCUGAUUUAUAUGGGCCUUUGUCAUCUGAUGAAGAAGAAAAUGUAACAGAAUUCUUUAAAGACUUUCCAAUUUUCUCAAGAAAAAUUGGUGGAUGUGGAGCUGCAGAAAUCAUUGAUGUUCUGAUGAAAGUAGAUAACUAUACUCAAUAUGUAUGUCCAACUGUUCCUUUACAGUGCGAAGAGAAUGCCACUUUCUUAGUUGAUACUGAUAAACUGAGAAAAUUUUCAGAUCUGACUGUGGAUGACAAUGGGAAAAGGCCAUCAGGAUCAAAGUUGUACGUUACAAAGACAGAACGAGGUUAUAAGUCCAGCAGACAAAUUACUCAAUCAUAUGAUUUUCAGCUCAGGAAAAGCUACUAUGUCCAUGCUGGGACUCCAGAUUUCCACAAAAUUGUCUACACUAUAAGAAACUCAGAAGGACACAACCUCAGACAUGCAAUUAUACAGUAUUAUUUCCAAGAUGGAAAAGUUGUUCCUGUCUUAAAAAAUGUUCCACAUGGAAAUUCUAAGAAAGAAAAUCCUUUCAUUAGAACAAAACCAAGUGCAAUUGCAGAAAUGAAGAACAAAUCUGUUUAUAUGCAGCCCAAGAAAGUUGUUGCAGAUUUGUUCAAUGAGGAAGGAGUAUCGUUGAACUUCAAAUCACCAUCAGAUAUACCUAGAGACAGACCUCAAAUUUACAACAUUAACAGAAGCAACCCUAGGAAAUACCAGACUGGUGGAAAAUGUAUUACUAAUUUUGAUGCCAUUAUCAAGAUGUCUGUUGAGGGCAAUUUUGCUCGAAGUUUUGAAAUGAAAGAAAAUGGCCAUGCCAGGUGCUUCCUUGCAACAGAUCAGCAACUCCUUGAUGUGAAAAAAUUUUGCUGCAAUUCAGAUUCCAUUUUAGGCAUAGAUCCAACAUUUGAUCUUGGAGGAUUUUACCUUACAUGUACUACUUACAGACACCCUAUGUUUGUCAUCAGAGAUAGUGGCAGACACCCUCUUUUACUCGGUCCAUGUAUGAUGCAUCUUAAACGAGAAACCAGUGACUAUGAAUACUUCGGCAAAACACUCUCUGGAUAUAUUAAAGAUGACGUUGUAAAUGUAUGGGGAUCAGAUGGAGAAAAAGCCCUCAUAAAUGGCCUUCAAAAAAGUAACGCUUUUCAAGGAAUCCAUCUAAUUUGUGAGAUACAUGCCCGAGAAAACUGUGAAAGAAAGCUUAAGUCAUUAAACUUUAAAGAAACUCACAUAAAUUUAUUUUUGAAUGAGAUAUAUGGACAGCAGCAUGGGAACAAACGCAUUGGAGGGCUCAUUGACUGUGAAACAGAGUCUGAUUUUGAUUCAUCCCUCAUCAAUUUGGGCAGGAAGUGGGAUGCAAUUGAAGUUACCGAAACUGGAAGAAAACCCCCUGAGUUUUUUUACUUGGUUCAAGAAAUUCAAAGCCGAAGAGUGUAAAAGAAAUCUUUUAAAACCAAUAAGAACAGCUGCAGGUCUAGGAUAUCCUCCUAUAAGAUACACAAACAACAACAACGAGUCAAUUAAUAGUGUGCUGAAGCGUGAAGUUGACUAUAAAAAACAGUCCUGGGAGAACAUGGCGGUGUCUCUACAAAACAUUAUCCACACGCAGUAUCAAGAAUUGGAGAAAGGAGUGUUCAACGUUGGGGAAUAUAGACUACAUAAUGAUUAUAAUCAUCUCUCUGUAUCAACACUUAACUGGUCUCAGUUAAACAAAGACCAAAAACAGGACAAGCUUGCCAAAGUAUUCAGGUAUAAUGCAGAAUUUACUGAACUGCCAACUCACCAUACCUACCUUC
This is a messenger RNA of Saccostrea cuccullata (small rock oyster), 2289 nucleotides long. RefSeq lists its product as uncharacterized. The transcript is spliced from 4 exons. Bases 623 to 1930 code for a protein of 435 amino acids. The record is from RefSeq and is a predicted model, not a curated record. NCBI's taxonomy places the organism in Eukaryota, Metazoa, Mollusca, Bivalvia, Ostreida, Ostreidae.